AUGAACGCGCUUGUAGUUUUGGUAUAUAUUUUACCUUUCAUAUAUGGAGAAGAGUGGCCCCUGCACAAUAGUGCUUAUGGCUACCUCACCAGAUAUGCCAUACCACUGGGAGAAAAAAUACGCAAAGCUGAAGAAGCGUACAUAGCUAAUGGUGGAAACGCGAGGAUCGUCGGAGGAGUGCCAUCUGAUCUUGGACGACAUCCGUAUCAGGUUGGAAUCAUCUCAGAUAUUCUUGAUACAAAUAAUAUGGGAGUUUGCGGCGGGUCGCUUAUCUCUGCGAACAGGGUGCUAACAGCAGCCCAUUGCUGGUUUGAUGGUACCCACCUGGCUUGGAGAUUCACCAUAGUUUUGGGAUCCGUGUUCCUCUUCAGUGGUGGUACCAGAAUUCAAUCUAGAAACAUAGCGCUGCACCCGCUCUGGUCUCCAGAGCUUCUACGAAAUGAUAUUGGUGUUAUUUACUUACCUCAUGACAUUCAAUUUUCAGCUUAUAUCUCACCAGUUGCUUUGCCAUCAAAAGAGGAUGAGGAGGAAUCAUUUUCUGGCAUCAGAGCAAUUGCGUCUGGGUAUGGAAUAACUGCUGAUGGUCAACAAAUGACAAUCAGUCAAGAUUUAAACCACGUUCAGCUAACCGUCAUCAGGAACGAAGUCUGCGCCUAUUAUUUUCCGUCCGUGAUCCAGGACUCUCAUUUAUGUACAAGCAGUUUGGGUGGAGCUAGCAUUUGCAUUGGGGACACUGGAGGUCCACUAGUCAUUGAAAGAAACGGCCAGUCUACUUUGAUUGGAGUAGCGUCAUUUGUAUCAAAUCACGGCUGUCAAAAAGGAAUCCCCGCUUCGUUCACAAGAGUGACGUCAUACUUAGGCUUCAUCAAGGAACAUUCUUGA
Leptosia nina is the source of this 882-nucleotide messenger RNA. Lineage: Eukaryota; Metazoa; Arthropoda; Insecta; Lepidoptera; Pieridae. The record is from the annotation of a GenBank genome assembly.